AUGCUUCCUUCCCUCGCACUCAGCUCUUCCAGUCUCGAUCAGUUCCGCAAAACCGUCUACCGGCCUCGACUCUGCCUUUUGCUGCUGCUCGUCCUCCUCAGUCCAUACAACACCCGUCAGCUCGCAUCAUCCUCUGAAGCUUCGACUGUAAGCUCCAGCCAGCCGCAUCAACCAGGAUGGUCGAUCAGCGUCAUUGAUGGCUUCGUGGUGGCUGCUGCUCCGCCCGCAUCCUCAUCGUCAGCCUUGCCGAAAGCAAGCUCAAAGACAAGCUCCAACCCCAAAGCAGAGGCGGCGUCCACGAGAGCAAAAGCGGCUCCAUCGGCUGCACCUUCAGCAAAGGAUUCUCAGGAUUCAAGCGCACCACAGCAAGGCCAACCACCACCUGGCUCGCUCUUCCGCUUUCCGAAACUCAGCUGGGGCCUCAUCGUCGACGAGCAUGUACUACCUGCGCUGCUGUUGCUUCACUUGCUCUGGGCUAUCCGUCUGGCCGGUAUGGCAGUGGAAGACGGUCUCGUCAAAACCUCGCUACUAGGAUGCAAGUCGCGCUUCUACUCGGUAACGCUUCCACUCGUCUACCUCGGUGUGCUUGCUCUUGUCGCCAUUGUCACAGGUCAGCCUGCCACCGUGGCCACAAUUCGGUCUCGAUGCUAUGUCUGGAGAAACAAACUCGGCUUUGAAGUGUCGGAUCCUCUAUCGUUCGAGAGCGAGCGAAAGUCCUUCCUCCAGGCAGGCGAUCUGCUGCCAUCGUCGCUCUUUGUCAUGCUCGAGACGGCUUCUACGAUCGUGCAUUUGCUCAGUGUCCUUCCGAAGGUGGAUGCCACAUCGAUCACCAACAUCCUGCCCGAGCAGCUGCGCCUUCCUUCGCCUUCUCAUCUCCCGCCUUUGGUCGAGCUACUGCCUCUGCCUCAAUUCAUCAAAGCAGCAUUGACGGAACCUGUCACAAGCACGGCCACAGCGAGGUACGCGAGAAAUCGAAGGCCCAUGAUGCCGUCCAUCAGUGCUGGUCCAGCUGGCAGCACUGCACCUGGCCAAGAGUCUCCGCAGCAGCAGCAGCAAACAGAGACCGGUCGAGCGAAUGCGCCUUCGUUCUCAGUCGAGGCUCCAUCCUCUGAUGGCCGUGCGAAUGAAUCUAGCGACAUGCUCCCGCAACAGGUAUAUCGUCGAGUAGGUGCACCGGAAAACGAAGUAUUGCGAUCUACGAGCGUUGCACGACCUAUCGCACCUUUGCAGCUGCCCGACAACGACCCAAGCACAACACAGGAUUCUGUGCCAUCCUCGGCCUCGCGACGGAGACGAGCACCCCGCAUGCGCGGACAGUCGGUGCUCGUGUCGACCAAAUGGAUCUCCGAGACCGCCACUGCGCUGUUCGACAAGGUGAUCGGCGUGCUCAUCUACGCCAUCAUCACAUUACGGCUGCCGACGCUCACGCCGACAUCCUUGCCGCCCGUACUGUCGCUGCUCAGCCUGCGGUCGGAACUGGCGUCGUUGACGCAGAUCUGGUCCAAGGCACGCAGCUCGGUCGAGUGUCUCGAGUUUGUGCGUCGUCGAUGGGGAGUGCUGCUCGAGCAAGGGCAGGAUCCGUAUACAUCGGUCAGCAGGCCGCGGGCUGCGGCGGCGGCAGGAGAUUAUCAGUGGAAGUCGUACGACGAUGUGUACUGCGCCAUCUGUUUCGAGCAGACCAGGUCAGCUGGUGCUGCGUCGACGGGGAGCGAUACGGCCGGUGACAAGGAUGACAUCGAGCCGAAGAAGAAGUUUGAGUUCUGUAGGCUCGACUGCGGACACGAGCUACACGAUGUCUGUUUGGUUUCGUGGUUGACAGCCCAGGCAUUUUGUCCCACAUGCCACGUCGUUCUUAGCUUCAGUCCUAGAACGGCUACUGCAUCUAGACGCAGUGCGUCGCAGGGGUGA
Messenger RNA from Sporisorium graminicola, 1908 nucleotides. RefSeq lists its product as uncharacterized. The record is from RefSeq and is a predicted model, not a curated record. Bases 1 to 1908 code for a protein of 635 amino acids. The transcript has a single exon. Lineage: Eukaryota; Fungi; Basidiomycota; Ustilaginomycetes; Ustilaginales; Ustilaginaceae.